Messenger RNA from Aspergillus versicolor CBS 583.65, 684 nucleotides. RefSeq lists its product as uncharacterized. Lineage: Eukaryota; Fungi; Ascomycota; Eurotiomycetes; Eurotiales; Aspergillaceae. The transcript has a single exon. Bases 1 to 684 code for a protein of 227 amino acids. The record is from RefSeq and is a predicted model, not a curated record.
AUGGGUUCUACAAAGGAAAAGCUGUACUAUCACGAACAGCUACGUACGCUAGGCGAAGCCCUCGCCGAAACCCUCGAGAUCAGUUCAGAAGAAUCCAGCUCCGAAACAGAAGCUGAAGAUGAGGACAUGACGCAGAUUUACCGCAACACAGUUCAGAAGAUAGGAAAACAGUUUGGCAAGGUGAAGAGGAUCAGAGAGUCCAAAGAAGCCCAAUCAAAACCCGCACAAGGCUUCAAUGUCUUUCUCGGCGUGCCAAAGACACCUUACCACGAUAAUGACUGUGAUUGUGAAGUCAUUCUCCAUGAAAUAGGAGGGAGGCUUUGCAGGACUUUCUAUACGGUGAAUGUCAGUGUUGACGAAACGUGGGAGAAUGUCUAUGAGAAGCAGCAGCGGCCUGCGUUUGCUAUGGAUGGGGAAGACCAUCGCCAGAAGUGCGACAAAAUGACAGAGAAGCUGUGGAUUGGGUUCAUGAGGGCUGAUGCCUAUCACACAUUCCUGGAUGCUUAUAACAGCAUUGAGGCGGAGGAUUCCAGGACGUUUGCUUGCAGGCUCUUGAUCAGAUGUGUUGCGAAGAACACUCUCCCGGUGACAGUCGGGCCUAGGGCUAUCAGUCGUGCCUUGAAGUUGUUGGAUGAGCUGGCAGAGCUCAACGCUGCGGACUCUUCUAGACGGUUUCUAGGAUAG